UCACACCACUCCUUCUCCUCAAACCCCCUCAACCCCUACAACCACAGUUUUUCCUUUCCUCUGGGGUGGGGAUGCUCGUCUGACCCCGUUUCUAUCCAGCUCUGAGACUUUUUUUUCUGUGGAUGCUCUAAUAUCUGAUUCCUCCCGGCUCUGGUACUUUGUUGCUUGCUACCUGUGGAGGUUCCCUGGUCCCUUCUGGUUCAUCCGCAGCCCCACUGAGAGGCACCAUGCUGGGAGUGGAUGUGUGUGAGUUUGGGGGUCAGGUGCUGGAGCUGCUGUGGCUGACUCUGUGCUACAGAGGUCUGGUGGCAGACAAGAAGGAUUUAGCCAUCGAGGAGGAAGUGGACGAGAGAAACCUCAACUAUAAUCCUCCGGCUCAGAAGACCCUGCAGGAGAUCCAGGACCUGGACAAGGACGAUGAGAGUCUGGUCAAGUACAAGCAGACCCUGCUGGGGAUGGGACCACUGGCAGGAGACGUCUCUGGGCCGAAUGUCUGUGUGACCAGGAUGACCCUGUUAUGUGACCAGGCUCCUGGACCCAUCACCAUGGACCUGACAGGAGACCUGAACUCUCUGAAGGAGAAGAACUUCUCGGUGCAGGAGGGAGCAAGAUACAGACUAAAGAUUCACUUUAAGGUGAACCGAGAAAUUGUUGCUGGUUUGAGGUACCAUCAUGUGACCUCCAGAAAAGGAGUAAAAGUGGACAAGGUGUCCUACAUGGUGGGAAGUUACGGCCCAAAGCCAGGGGAGUAUGAGUAUCUCACCCCGGCUGAGGAAGCACCCAAAGGCCUGAUGUCACGUGGCCACUAUCAGAUCAAGUCCCACUUCAUCGACGACGACAAGAACGUCUUCUUGUCCUGGGAGUGGAACCUCGACAUCCUAAAGGACUGGAACGAAUAGAUGGAGAGAGAGCGAGAGGAGGAGGAUGCUGCUCUCCUCCCUCCUCUUACUCCUACUCUUCACCUCCCUCUUUUCUUUACACCGCCCAAAACUGGAGGCUCUACCUCUGCCUCCUCCUCUUCCUCCCUGUUCUCCUCUUCUACUUUGUCUCCCCGGUCUGUUUGAUGCAGGUCUCAUGAAACCUGUGAGCUACUGGGACGUUCAGAGGAGAGAGUCCUCCCUUUCUCUCCCCAUUAACUCCAGGUUGUAACUGCAUUUUUAAAGUUAUCCACAUGAAGGAGUCUUCCUUCAUUUUAACUUUCAGUCUCCUUCCUCCUCAUCCUGUUAUAUUUCCAGGGGCCCUAGCUGAGAGGGGGACCCCAAGAACCCCCUUAAAUACUAUAAUGGGUAUGUACAUAACAAGGGCCCCCACAAGGCCCCUUGCCUCUAUCUUUCUGCCAAAAGCUUUGUAAUUUUAGAGGUUCGGAUGGAGACGAAAACUGUAUCAUGUGUCAUGUGUUUCUAAGCGAGAGGGUCCAUUUUGGUUUUAUGUAGAGUCCCCUCAGGUCCCUUAAAACGCCCCUGCAUGUUUCCAUAUGUUCAUACAGAAGCAGGUGAUUAAGGGAAAUCAGUUAAGGCACAAAGAGAAGAACAAUAUACACACAAUUUAAGGGAUAGUUCACCAAACUAUUUAAAUUCACUCAUUAUCUAUGCACCACUAUGCCAUGGAGGAUUGGGUGAAGUGUUUGAGUCCACAAAACACUUAGUCCAGGUGACCUUGUCUUCAGACGUACUAAAACAACAGAAAAUACAUAACAUGUCUCUAUACUGCUUGUGUAGUGUCAUCAAAGUGUCCGCAAGCCCCGGCAUUCAUAUUCGAUUAGAAACAAGGUCAUUUCCAACAUGUUUUAAGCCUAAAGGUCCACUACCGGAUAAUGCUAAGCUAGCAGACAUAGCCACACGAUGGUGUCCGUGUUGAACCUGGUAGGAAGAUAUCAGCAGACAUUUAGACUAAAUCUUGGUGUAAAUUAUCUUGUUUUAAGUGGAAUAUGAAUGUCGAGGCUUGUGGACACUUGGAUGACACCACACGAGCAGUAUGGAGACAUGUUGUGUUUUUUCUGUUGUUUUAGUACGUCUGAAGACGAGGUCACCUGGGCUAAACGCUGUUUACCCCUGAGACUUCUAAAGUGUUUGUGGACUCAAACACUUCACCCACCCCCUCCAUCGGAGUAGUUGUGAGCAGAUGAUGAGUGAAUUUGUAUCGUUUAGUGAACUAUCCAAAUAAGUCCUGAAAAGAUUUGAUUCAGGUGAAGGGCCCCAUGUCCUGCACCCAGGCGCGAUGCAAGUGUCGCUAAAGUUUCAAACCGAUGCAGUUGUUGCUUUUAUGAUCAACGCCCAAGUUGUUUAUAAACCAAAUGUAGGAGGUGAGGUCAGGACUGAUGUUGUCUUGAGGCUGUGGGAAUAACUGAUCUGAGGUCAGAGACGCAGUAUGUCACUGUAAAUUUAAGGUCGCGUUACGUUCUUUCUUUGAGUCAGUCAGACGGACGGGAUACAUUCAUUUCUAGAUCUAGGAUGUCAUAAAUUGUCAUAUGGUUUAGGAUAUAAGGAAUCAAAAUGUCAUCAGAAAUUUCAUUAUGUAUUUAUUUAUUUGCAUCAUAUGUUUAAUUACAUGCCAUAGGGUUUUUAUUGAUCGGUCUGUUGAACGCUUAAGGGAUAAGGUUCAGACAUCUUCUAUCUUACAUAAAAAACAUAUAAAGGAAUAAAAUGACCCACUAAAUUAUCAGAACAUGUCUUUACAAACCAUUCAUGCACUGGUAUGAAAAGAAAAAUGAACUCACUACACUUAUUAUUUUACCAAACUUUCUUAGGAGCUUUGUUUGCUUGUAAAGCAGCAGUUUUCUUUGUGGAGCUUUUUGAAAGAGCAGACCAAUGAAAGACGGAACCUGAACUGUGUAUAUUGUAGAAAGAGAUGCAUGUAUGUCCUUUAGUGUUUGAUACUAUUCACACAGUGAAAAUAAACAAACUCCGCCCUUUCUGAACCCCUAUCCUGUUCCGAGGACACAAGAUGUGAAUAACAAUACUCUCUAAGAUGGUGGCUGGAGAACAGUGACGUACUGUCAGAGAAGGGACAAACGGAAUCCCCCCUUAAAAAAUAAAAUAAAAAUAUCAUUAACGUGUCAAGUCUUUGGAUAUGAUAUUAUCAUUGUUGCUGAACAUAUCGAUCAUUGAACUACCAUUUGAAACUGUUGUGAUCUAAAACUAACUGUAGAUGUUGGCUUGUUGGGUGUUGCAUGGUGUAACCGGAUUCUCUCUCUCUUCCUUUUUUUUAACAACUUAACUGUAAAAACUUUAAUGUGGUUUAAAAAGAAGAAAAA
Molecule: messenger RNA, 3253 nt
Organism: Platichthys flesus (European flounder)
Lineage: Eukaryota; Metazoa; Chordata; Actinopteri; Pleuronectiformes; Pleuronectidae
Product: rho GDP-dissociation inhibitor 2-like
Exons: 6
Coding region: 228-899 (223 amino acids)
Biological process (GO): Rho protein signal transduction
Cellular component (GO): cytosol; cytoplasm; membrane
Molecular function (GO): protein binding; Rho GDP-dissociation inhibitor activity
Source: RefSeq, a predicted model, not a curated record